This is a messenger RNA of Carlito syrichta (Philippine tarsier), 1156 nucleotides long. It is a transcript of the gene AVEN, whose product is annotated as apoptosis and caspase activation inhibitor. The transcript is spliced from 5 exons. NCBI's taxonomy places the organism in Eukaryota, Metazoa, Chordata, Mammalia, Primates, Tarsiidae. Bases 112 to 777 code for a protein of 221 amino acids. Gene Ontology annotation, biological process: negative regulation of G2/M transition of mitotic cell cycle. The record is from RefSeq and is a predicted model, not a curated record.
AGUAUGUUUAGUUUUUCCCUUAACAUAAUCCAUGCAGAUGAGGAAGCAGCUUCUUAGGGGCAUUGGAAAGACAGGCACAUCCUAUUAUGUCCUGCUCAAUGUGGAUAUUUGAUGCUCAGGGGCUUUUUGGGCCCCACACCUGGGGACUCCUUCUCACAGUUCCGGUUUGCUGAGGAGAAAGAAUGGGAUGGUGAAGCUUCUUGUCCAAAACAGAAUUCAGCUCUUUACGUCAAUUGUGAGUCAUUGGUUCGAGCACUUCAAGAGCUGCCACUCUCACUCCGACUCAAUGUUGCUGCUGAGCUGGUUCAGACCACAGUUCCUUCAGAGCUUCCUCAGACAAAACCAAAGAGAACUGAUGACAGCAAGGGAUCAGGGAUGCAGUUAAAGGGGCCCUUGGGGCCUGGAGGAAGGGGGCCCAUCUCUGAGCUGAAAUCCAUCACUGCUGGCUGCCCUGUGACCCUGGGUAAAGACAGCCCAGGACUGGGUUCUUCAGGAGGUUCUCAGAAACCUGCUGCCCCACUGCAGUCAGCAGCAGACCAUUUGGAGGAAGAACUAGAUCUGUUGCUUAAUUUAGAUGCACCUGUAAAAGAGGGAGAUAACAUCUUACCAGACCAGGACCGGAAAUCUGAGCAAGAUGGGAAGGUGGCCCAAGAGGAGAAAGUUUCUGCAAAACCAUCUGUGACUGAAGAAAAGAACAUGGAACCUGAGCAACCAAGCACAUCAAAAAAUGUCACUGAGGAAGAGCUGGAAGACUGGUUGGACAGCAUGAUUUCCUAAAAAAAAAAAGAGAGAGAGACAAAAAGUGCCUGAAGCAAAUUUUGGUUGCCUUCUAAGCAAGGGAGGGCAUAAGGCUGUCCUUCAGGAACAGCUAGUUUACAAGUGUGCCCCAAGGCAGUGUGUUCCAUAAUGCUUUCAGCAGUAAAUGCCUACCUCUAUAUUUGACAACAUCUGAAAUAAUAUGCUGAAGAAGCUUGUUGCAUUUGUUUUUCCAGCUUAGUCAUCUAAUAAAGUUCCUUAAGGGCAGGGGAUGUUAUGGCCUUUGUUUCCUGCCUCCCUUUCUGCAGUGUUCACAGCAUAGCAGAUGCUGCUACUGAUUAAGAGACUAGAUGCAAAUAACAAGGCAUGCAUAUGGCCAAAAUAAACAAAUGCUGGUCUA